Molecule: messenger RNA, 2110 nt
Organism: Physella acuta
Lineage: Eukaryota; Metazoa; Mollusca; Gastropoda; Physidae
Product: apoptosis-inducing factor 1, mitochondrial
Biological process (GO): mitochondrial respiratory chain complex assembly; apoptotic process
Cellular component (GO): cytoplasm; mitochondrion
Molecular function (GO): NAD(P)H oxidase H2O2-forming activity; FAD binding; protein dimerization activity
Source: RefSeq, a predicted model, not a curated record
UUUCCACAUUUGCCAUUUAGAUUAUCUGGCCAUUUGAAAACAACAAAAUGCAAAGGGCAGUCGCGUUUACGCAGCUAUCUUCCUUAAUAAAUUGCAGUGUACUUAGAAAAUCAGUUAUAUUUUCUAAAUUACCAUCAUUACACUGCCAGGCAAGAUGUAUGGGGAGUCAUGGUGUGCCUUCUCACUGGAAGACCCAGAAACAAAUUGCUCUCGAAAACAAAAACCACAUGGAUUGUAUGCCAAUACCUGAAGGCAGUUGGCAGGAGAGCUACAGCAACAAACAGAAAAAGUUGAACAUGAUGUUGGCAGCAAGCGCUUUAGCCUUUGGCAUUACAUAUUAUAUUGUUUAUAAAUCUGGAUGCAUGUACUUACAUACCGUUGACUAUAAAAGCUUCAAAUACAAGUCUGGUCUUUCAGGUCCAGGUGUUGUUGCAUCAUUUAGUUCAGGCUUCACUCUCUAUGCUGCAUCAAGCGAUGAGCCAAGUGCACCAGUGCCAACAGAGGAAAGUAACAUAAAGGCUAACAGCGCAGGAGAAAUAGACCUUACUACAUUGCCAGAAAUUCCAUCUGAGACUCAAUAUCUCAUCAUUGGUGCAGGAACUGCUGCUUUUGGUGCAUUCCGAGCAAUCAAGUCCAGGGACCCUAAAGCAAAGAUUCUUGUGAUCGGUGAAGAACAAGCUGUCCCAUACAUGCGUCCACCUUUAUCAAAAGAGCUUUGGUUUAAUGAAGAUCAGCUAGAAGUAGAAAAUAUGCAAUUCAGGCAAUGGAAUGGGAAGAAAAGAAGUGUUUUCUAUGAACCUCAAGAAUUUUUUGCAGAGCCAAGAAAGCUAAAUAGCUUAGAAAAUGGAGGCAUUGCUUUAUUAUUGGGCAAAAAGGUUGUUAAACUGGAUGCUGGAAAGAAAACCGUUUGGCUUGCUGGUGGCGAAAAAAUUAAAUAUGACAAGUGUCUGAUUGCAACAGGUGGAAAGCCUAAAAAUCUGCCUAUUUUAGAAAAAGCAGAUGCGCAGGUCAAAGAAAGAACAGUGCUGUACAGAAAUAUUGAGGAUUUUAAAAAGCUGGAUGCCAUUGUCAAGAAAUCAGAGUCUAUAGCCAUUGUUGGAGGAGGUUUCUUGGGCAGUGAACUCGCUUGUGCUUUAGGGAAAAGGGCUAGCAAAACAGGAAUGAAGGUCUAUCAGAUAUUCCCAGAAAAGGGCAACAUGGGUCGUAUCUUGCCUGAGUAUUUGAGCAAAUGGACCACAAAAAAAGUAGAGAGAGAAGGCGUUGUUAUAAUGGCUAACCAAUCAGUCACUGGUGCUGCUUUUAAAGAUGGGAAAGUUGUCAUUAGUACUAAUGAAGGAAACACUGUCAGUGUUGAUUGUGUAGUUGCUGCAGUAGGACUUGAGCCAAAUGUUGACCUUGCUAAAUCUUCAAACCUUGAGAUAGACCCAGUUAAUGGUGGUUUCUUAGUUAAUGCAGAACUUGAGGCUCGGAGAGAUUUAUGGGUGGCUGGAGAUGCUGCAUGCUUCUUUGAUAUGAAACUGGGUCGUCGUAGAGUGGAGCAUCAUGAUCAUGCUGUAGUGAGUGGAAGAUUGGCUGGAGAGAACAUGACAGGUGCAGCCAAACCAUACUGGCAUCAAAGCAUGUUUUGGUCUGAUUUGGGCCCAGAUGUUGGGUACGAAGCUAUUGGUAUUGUUGACUCCUCGCUUCCAACUGUUGCUGUGUUUGCAAGAGCCACUGAAAAAGAUAACCCUAAAGCCGUAGUAGAAGCAACUGGUGAAAGCCUUAGAUCAGAGACUGAAAUGAAAGCAGUUGAAAGCACAGUGCCUGUAAUUGGACAAGAUACCACAUCCCCCCUAGAAUCUGAAGAUUAUGGCAAAGGCAUUGUAUUUUAUUUGAACAACAAGAAAACAGUUGUAGGGAUCCUUCUCUGGAACACAUUCAAUAAGAUGUCAAUUGCCAGACAAGUACUUCGGGAUGGAGCUAGAAAUGAAGAUCUCUAUGAAGUUGCUAAACUUUUUGAUAUUUAUGAUACACUUGCUGAUGCUCCAGAAGACAGUGCUGCCCAAACGACCAGCAGUUGAAGAGAUUUAUUAUUUUCAUUUGUGAUAAAUAAAUUCUGAAUAGUAUUGAC